This is a messenger RNA of Penicillium taxi, 1371 nucleotides long. Its product is annotated as tRNA (guanine-N2-)-methyltransferase. Gene Ontology annotation, biological process: methylation. Lineage: Eukaryota; Fungi; Ascomycota; Eurotiomycetes; Eurotiales; Aspergillaceae. The record is from RefSeq and is a predicted model, not a curated record. The transcript has 5 exons. The coding region runs from base 1 to 1371 and encodes 456 amino acids. Gene Ontology annotation, molecular function: nucleic acid binding. Gene Ontology annotation, cellular component: cytoplasm.
AUGGAAUACAUCGUCCGGUUUGCACAGCAUCAUUAUUCUUUCCGUCAGCCCGAGCUCGAGGCUGUGGCUGAACUUGUUGGAGUCGACCUAGAAAUUAUUUCCUACAGUGACUAUUCACCAUACUGCAUCGUGAAAUUGAAAGAUGAUGCCGCAGCACGCGCAUUGGUCUCGCGUUGCAUCCUAGCCCAAUGUGUCAUUGCACUAUGGGGCGAAGGAAACAACUAUGAAGAGUUGCACGCAGACAUCAAACGGCGAAAUUGCUGGCCGGGUUAUCAGAAUGACCCCUUUGCUUUCAAACUUGCGUGUUUCGCCGGACAGCGAAGCCAACCAGAAUGGAGCGAGAUCAUUGCCUCAUUCAAGUAUAUGGAUUUCAAGGGUCCAGUACAGCUCAAGAAUCCCGAUGCAAAUAAGUUCUACGUCAUGGAGGAGUGGGUUCAAGAUGUUGAAACUUCUACCAUCGGCACAGCGCGAGGAGAAGUGCCCCGAAAGAUUUAUAUGGGGCGCUUUAUCGUUGAGAGUGCUCGGAGUGCUGUUGAUAAGCUUGAUCUUAAAAAGAGAAAAUAUAUCAGCACGACUUCUAUGGAUGCGGAGCUGAGUCUUGUCACGGCGAAUAUGGCCCUUGCUGCACCUGGAAAACUCUUCUUUGAUCCAUUUGUCGGCACCGGAAGCUUUUUGGUGGCUGCUUCUUACUUCGGUGCUCUGACCUUUGGUUCUGAUAUCGAUCCUCGGAGUUUCCGGGGUAAGGAUACGGAACGAAAACAAAUGGCGUUGAUGAAGAACUACGAGCAAUAUGGCAUUGUGAGUCAGUUCGUAGAUGCAUUCACAUCUGAUCUUACCAAUACUCCUCUACGCGACUGCUACUUCCUCGACGGAAUUGUCUGUGAUCCACCAUACGGUGUGCGUGAGGGUCUUCGCGUUCUAGGAACCCGCAAUGGGAAAAUUAUCGAGCCAACGAUGAUUGAUGGUGUUGAGGCUCACUAUCGCCCCGGCUAUAUUCCUCCGAAACGGCCGUAUGGAUUUGAGGCUAUCCAGAAGGAUAUUCUUGACUUUGCAGCACGGUCUCUCGUUCCAAAUGGUCGUCUUGCGAUGUGGAUGCCCUGUACUAGCAGUGAGGCAGUAGACUUUCCAGUGCCUAUGCAUCCAAACCUAGAGCUCAUUUGUGUUUCCGAACAACCAUUCAGUAGCUGGUCCCGUCGAUUGAUGACUUAUCGACGCCUUCCUGAAGGUGAAGUUUCCGACAUUUCCUCAGGAAGAAUCAAGUCCGAUGACGACAGUGGUGUCAAUGCAGACGAACUGAACGAAUUCCGACGAAGAUACUUCACAAGACAUUUGGACAAGCUGAAAAAUGCCGAGGAAUCAAAAUCAGGAUGA